Molecule: messenger RNA, 1767 nt
Organism: Uncinocarpus reesii 1704
Lineage: Eukaryota; Fungi; Ascomycota; Eurotiomycetes; Onygenales; Onygenaceae
Exons: 4
Coding region: 1-1767 (588 amino acids)
Biological process (GO): glucosylceramide biosynthetic process
Cellular component (GO): membrane
Molecular function (GO): ceramide glucosyltransferase activity
Source: RefSeq, a predicted model, not a curated record
AUGUCUAAUCUGGCACAGCAUCCGAGAGAGAAUUCACAGCAAACUCAAUUCGGGCCACAUGCCAAAUCCCAACCCAUGCUGGCGGAGAGUGCUCCUUUUGAGGCGAGCAAGACUGCCCAGCCUUGCGGUCGUCAGCCACAAACAUGGGCCCUUGUUGCGGGCUGUGUCGCCAUCGUUUGGUACCUGGUAGUCACCCUUGUGUGCUGGAUUGGAUACUUUCAGCUACAACGGUACUACUCAAAAGCCCCACAAAAAGCUCUUUCAACGACCGUGCUCUCUCCUUCGAAGCUUCCUCAUGUCACGAUUAUCCGUCCCGUCAAGGGCCUUGAGCCUUUCCUGUAUGACUGUCUAGCUGCCAGCCUCCGUCAAGACUAUCCUUGCGAUAAGCUCACCGUUUACUUCUGCGUGUCCUCGACUCAGGACCCGGCCUACCCCGUCUUGAAAAAGCUCCUCCAAGACUUUCCCCAUGCCGAUGCUCGAGUGUUUAUCGAGUCUGCCUGCAAUGACAACGAACUCGGCCCAAAUCCCAAAAUCAAAAAUAUGAGCCAGGCUUAUCGGGAAGCAAAAGGCGACAUUGUUUGGAUCGUGGAUUGCAAUGUGUGGCUGAGCAAGGGAGUUUGCGGUAGAAUGGUAGAUAGACUCUGUGGGUUCGAUCAGAAAGAUCCCAAGAGCAAGGGGUUCAAGUUCGUGCACAAUCUGCCGAUAGUUGUUGAUGUUCCGGAUUAUGCGAAGCGCGAGGAUGCUAGUCUCUCAGCUACCAACUAUGGAACACUUGACAAUGACUCGAAAGGGCAACACAGCGAUUGCUCUAACAUUUCAUCCGUGCUUUCCCACGGCGGAGGUCGGCUAGAGGAGCUUUUUCUCUCCUCCGCGCACGCAAAAAUGUACUCCGCCCAUCAACACCGUCCUCAUUGCUCCCUGUAUCAUUGGCAAGUCCCAAGGAGAAGACCCGGGAUCGAUUAUUUCUCGGAUAAUAUCUGCGAGGAUCACCUUAUCGGUGACCGUUUAUGGAAAGGGAAGGUCUUUGAAGAGGCCGAACAUAACGAACAAUGGGGAAAACAUAGCCUUUUAUUUGGGGACCUCGCCAUCCAACCCAUGAGUGGAAUGAGCGUUGGUUCCUAUAUUGACCGUCGCGUGCGGUGGCUCCGGGUCCGGAAAUAUACGGUUUUACUCGCAACGCUUGUCGAGCCGGGCACGGAGUCAUUUCUCUGCUCCGCAUAUCUUGCCUUUGGUUUGACUACUGCUGCUCCUGUUUUUUUCCCGGAAUAUUGCUCUUAUUUGGCUACCUGGUCGUCUUUUGUCUACAUAUGGACCCUGAGCAUUCUGUUGUGGAUGCUGAUCGAUUGGACUGUGUAUCUCAAGCUUCACUCCGGCGCUACCGUUGAAGUGGACGAGUAUACCCCGCCCUUUGCACGCCCAAUACCAAAGCCGUCGCUAACCCGUAGGCCAUUCGCAGCGUGGCUUUGUGCUUGGAUUGGUAGAGAAGCUUUGGCUCUGCCAAUCUGGAUCUGGAGUUUCUACGGCGGUGCCACCGUGGUAUGGAGAGACAAGGCCUUUAAGGUCAGCAUGGAUAUGGUAGCCCACGAAAUCGGGCAGCUUUCUCCUGAUGGGAAGAUUCGAGCAAGUUCACAAGCAACCAGCAGACAAGGCCGUGAAGGAUACAGUGAUAGGGGCUCUAAUGUCCGACGAAGGACACCGAAUGGAAGUUUCAUAAACACUGGCCUGGUCACAGCUCAUGCUAUGGAAAGUCAAAAAGGAAAGCUCUAA